Molecule: messenger RNA, 1804 nt
Organism: Clarias gariepinus (North African catfish)
Lineage: Eukaryota; Metazoa; Chordata; Actinopteri; Siluriformes; Clariidae
Gene: snx15
Product: sorting nexin 15
Exons: 8
Coding region: 114-1253 (379 amino acids)
Molecular function (GO): phosphatidylinositol binding
Source: RefSeq, a predicted model, not a curated record
ACUAACCCGGAAGUAACUGUCAAAAAUCCAAACACUAGCUUUACGUAUGAAGCAGAUAAAACAGAUUCAGUUUUGUUGCUUGUACUACUGUAUAUCGCCUUAAAUAUUUUGUAAUGGCUAAGAGGACUAAGAAAGAGGAAUAUUACCGUUUCUUCACCGUUACAGAGCCACGCACACACGAGAAAGGACACACGGAAUAUAAAGUGACUGCGAGGUUUGUAUCAAAGAAGAGACCAGAGGAUGUGAAAGAAGUAGUGAUUUGGAGAAGGUACACCGAAUUGAAGAAAUUGCAUGGAGAGCUGGCUUACACUCAUAGGAACCUGUUUCGAAGACAGGAAGAGUUUCCUCCAUUUCCCCGAGCACAGCUAUUUGGUCGGUUUGAUGAGGCAGUGAUUGAGGAGAGGCGGAAUGCAGCUGAAGCCAUGCUGCUCUUCACUACAAACAUCCCUGCAUUAUACAACAGUCCUCAGCUCAAAGAAUUCUUCAGGGGAGGAGAGGUGAGAAGACCAUUAGAUCCCUGUGUCUCUUCUUCUACAUCUCUACCUCCCCCUCUCAUCCCUUUACCAAAGAGAGCCACUGGCUUGGGAGCUGAAGAGGAGACAGGGACGGAGGCUCCCAUCCUGACCCAGGAACUGGAGUCUACUUUGGUGGAAAAGGAGUUUGGCGAGCCUGAAAUGGCGGUGGAGGCGCUCAGUAACAUGGAAAUCAGCCCAGUACAAGAGAGUCAUGAAGAAAAAAAGGAAGCAGAAGUGAAUUUCAGCACAGAACAACCAAUCACAGUACCCAGCCCUGAGCCUCCUGGAUCUCUAGCUGAUCAGUCAGAGGAGUUUGAUUCACUCUUUGACUGCGUAUUGGAGGAACAUUUAGAUAAUGCACAACCCCAUCUCUCAGGCGAUGACCUAGCCAUCUUUGAUCCAUGUCAUAAAGAAGAUCAGGGCUUUGGGCCUCCUGAUCACUCUGAGCUUCUGUCGCUCAACUUGACCAUUCAGGAUGGUGCAGUGUGUGGUGACGAGUUGGACUAUGUGGUCCAGGCAACCAGUGAGAUGACUGCAGCCCAGGAGAGUGAGAAAGAGGGAGACCACAGCACAGCAAUAAUGCGAUACAGAACAGCAGUUGAAAUCCUCAUGAAAGGAGUCCAAGGAGAUGUGGAUCCUGAGCAAAGGGAUGCAGUGAAGAGGAGGGUAGCUGAGUGCCUUGAGCAUGCAGAGCGACUGCUCUCUUCACAAACUCCUACUCAGCAUCAUAACACGUAGCAUGCACACACACACACACACACACACACACACACACACACACACACACACACACACACAGAAUAUCAUACCUCUUCAACGUUCUUCAGACAUGCUUUACUAUAACAAAAGUGUUACUUUUCAACAAACCUAAAACACACAUGAAAAGACUCACAUACACUUUCACUUUUAUCUUUCUGCAUCUGCUUACUAGCUACAGUAGCUAAGUUCCAACAGGUCUAUGCAUAUGAUAUGAGCACAAGUUUUCAACACUAUGUCCUCCCUUGAUGUGGACUUCCAUUCCUUUUUCAUUAUAUAAUUUAAGAAAACACUGAAUAUUUUUAAUCCAGUGCUAUAUUUUAAAGUAUGUUUAUUUAACGGAAUUAUUGUUAAUAUUCCUAAUGUCUCUGAUUAUCUGUUCUUUUGGCAAAAAAUGUUAAAAGUGACUGAGUGUAAUUGUUUGAAAGUACCACCAGGUGUCCUCAUCAUGCACCGUGUUAAAAAUGUGCUGUUUGUAUGGACUAACUUAUGUGGUUUAAUAUUUAAUUUAUAAUAUUUACUCACAGUUUUGU